This is a messenger RNA of Saccostrea echinata, 3277 nucleotides long. Its product is annotated as chromodomain Y-like protein 2. NCBI's taxonomy places the organism in Eukaryota, Metazoa, Mollusca, Bivalvia, Ostreida, Ostreidae. The coding region runs from base 32 to 2560 and encodes 842 amino acids. Gene Ontology annotation, cellular component: nucleus. Gene Ontology annotation, molecular function: transcription corepressor activity. The record is from RefSeq and is a predicted model, not a curated record. The transcript is spliced from 8 exons.
CACCGUGUGGCAAUAUUUUGCAGACCGCGCUAUGGCGGACAAUAAGCACUAUGAGGUAGAAAAGAUUUUGGACAAAAGCAGUAUAAAUGAACAAAUCUAUUACUUGAUUCGAUGGAAGGGGUUCGGAUCAGACUGGGACACGUGGGAACCAGUGGAUAACCUGAUUGAUUGCCUACAGCUUGUUCUGGACUUUGAUGCUGCAAAGGAAAGAUCCUCACAGUUACUGGAUUCAUCUUUAGAAGCUGUUGCUAGAGGAAUUCCCAGUCCAAAGAAAGAUGGCAAAACUAAAAACAAAUCUUCAUCUGUGAGCAAAUCUUCAAAUGUAAAAAGCUAUGUGUCAUCCAUGAAGAAAUCUCCAAAAUCUCCUAGAAAAAGCCCAUAUAAAGUUUCUGUUGAAAGUGUUAAAGGGGUCAAGGAUGAAAAGAUGCGAAAGAGGCUUGCAAGGGAGAAGGGAAAGCUUUUUAUUGACAUGAAAAAGGAAACAUUUAUACCAACAAAGAAUGAAAGUGGUCAAGGUCCUGGGGAGGGUGAAAGCUCAAAUGCAGCAAGUGGAACUAGUCCAGAGGGUCAGAAAUAUCCAAAGAGGGAUUCUAGUCCAAGGUCACCACAGAAAAAUGAAGGAAAUAUUUCACCAAAGAAAGACACUGAAAAUAAGCUUAAAACAGAUGAUGUUGAUUCCAAAAGUGCUGAAAAGGAUUUAAAAACAGACAAAAGUCAGUCAUCUUCAAAAAAGAAAGAAGAAAAAGAUGUAAAAGAUACAAUAAAGAAAUCGAUGGAUAAGGGUUCACCCAAGGGAUUGAAAAAAUUAACAAAAACAAGUGCUUCAGAGAAAGUUAUACGUGAUAAAAAGUAUAAAAAGUCUGUAAAAUAUGCUAUGAAAGUAAAACUGAAGCCUACAGGAAAAGUGAAAAAGGAAAGUGAUAAAAAAGACAAAAAGAAGAAGGACAAAGAGGAAGUGAAAAAACUUGUUCAGAAAAAAGUUUCCAAAGAAGACAGUAAAUCAGACAAUAGUUCAGAGGUAAAAAAGAAAUUUAAGACAUCUCAAUCAGGAAAAACUCAGAAGACCGAGAAAUUCACUGACAAGUCUACAAAGAACAAACCGGAAGGAGAAAAAGCAAAGAAAGGCAAAGCCACCAAACGUAAAGUGGAAGAGGAUUACCACAUUGUGGAGUGUUCCACCUCAGAUACUGACGAUGAACCUCUGUGUAAAAUGAAAGUCAAGAAAUUGAAGAAGAGCAGCAGUGAUUCUUCUCUUGUGAGCAGGAAGAAGGACACGAAGAAAGGUUCUCCCAAGUCGAAAACUGGUCAAGAUGGUAGCAAUCAGGCUGUAAAAGUCAAGCCAAAACAAUUGACUGUAAACAAUGUAAAGAGGAAAUUAGAGGUCCGUGUUCAACCACUGGGCUCCACAUCCAAAUCUAAAACAAUGAGACUCAUUGACAGCAAAAAGGGUAAAGAAAUGGCAAAGGUUCAACCUGUUUCACCCAAAAUUUCCUCCUACACCACAGUAAAGCCAGUGACUAUAAGUGGGGUGGGAAUAGUGAAUUUGGUGGUAGAUGCAGAUCUUGCCACACCCCUAUCUGGAGAUGUGCCGGGGAACCAGUACCUCCCUUCUGUGACUCCAGUUAGCCCCUCCUCUGUCUCCUACAAGUCUCUGUUAGACAACAUGCCACCCUCCCUUCUUGCCAAGAAAGGUGGAGGGAAGAAGAAAGACACGGAUGAUACAUCAGAGGAUGACCAGGAGAAAGUGGAGAGACGGAUUAGUGUACGCCAAAGUGAAUGUGCAUACAGGUAUAAGGAUAUUGUUGUGAGGAAAUGUCAGAGAUACACUCAGAUCUGGCUUAACACUCACACCAAGAUUAAAAAUGUUCUCAAUCCACAGGUUAUUCAAGAAACUCUUCAAGCCCUGAACUCUGCAAAGUAUGAUGACAGCAGUUUGAUUUUGUUCAGUGGACUAGGGAAUGUGUUUUGCAAUGGGGUGGAUUUGAUGUUUCUCUUGUCUGGGGAAAAGAGAGUUGUGGUUCGGCAAAUGGUGGAUGCUCUCAGAGAUUUUACAAAGGCUCUUAUCACUUUCCCUAAGCCUGUAAUAGCUGUGGUCAAUGGACCUGCUGUAGGCCUAGGUAUGGCCAUGCUUCCUCUGUGUGACAUUGUGUAUGCCAGUGACAAGGCUACAUUUUAUCUGCCAUACUCCACUCUGUCCCAGACCCCUGAGGGAUGUGCCUCCUACACUCUCCCGCAGUCAGUUGGCAUGGCUAUGGCAAAUGAGCUGCUGCUGGCAGGUAGGAAGGUGACAGCUAUAGAGGCCUGUCAGCUAGGUCUGGUGUCUCAAGUAUUCUGGCCCACAUCUAUGAUGCAAGAGGUCAUUCCAAAGAUACAGAACAUUGCACUACACUCAGCAAAGGCUUUAGAAACCACCAAGUUGUUGCUCAGAAGCCACCAAAGAACCAAAUUGGAGUUGACUUGUGAGUCAGAGAGUAACAUUCUGUUAGAACGCUGGCAGUCUUCAGAGUGUCAGAAAUCCAUUCAAGCCUUCCUCAACAAGGAAGAAAUUUACAGUUCUUAGUGGCAUAACAAGACUCUUAUCAAGGAUGUAAAUAACGAGAUCUCAGCAACCAGGAAGUAACGGCAUGUAGGUUACGACUCAGCAAAUGUGUUAUUUUCUUUUAGCGAAAUGUUUAUGUAUGUGUUCUCCCAAGCAAAAUUUGCAUCCUUUUAAUUCAGGAUGUACUUAUUACCUUUCAUUACAAAGGAAAUUUUGUCAGAAAGCCUCUGUGAAUUUAAUUGUCAAUCAGCAACAGUAAAAAUAAUGCAGAUACACAUACUUAAUUCCUUGUCUGAUUAAAUUACACUGUAAUUGGAGUUUAAAUAUUACCUACAUAUAUGUGAGGAAAUCUUUAUUUUCUUUGGGAAGUAUUUGAAAGAUAUGGGACUUAAAUUAAUAAAAACAUUUUAAUGGAAUUCAAGAUGCUGUAUUUUUGUGUGUGAAAAAAGGUAUUGAAACCCUUUAUAUCUUUAUAAAUUGAUUUUAAAAAAAGCACAUGUACUUUUAAUGUUUCAAAUUGAGUGGGAAUUUACUAAUUCAGGGAAAGUCAUUUAUUGAAUCAUCUUUUCAGGGAAAUGUAAAUAUACCUGUAUGUAUGUCCACAACAUAUAUUUUUCACGAUAUUUUUAUUACAACUUUAUUCUAGACUUGUGGAAAAAGUUUAGAGAGGUGGUUUCUUUUCUCCCCACUCUUUUUUUUUUUCUUUUGAAAAUUUGUUUAAUAUUGAAAGAAGUUUUG